This is a messenger RNA of Tyto alba (common barn owl), 1023 nucleotides long. RefSeq names its product radial spoke head 14 homolog (gene RSPH14). The record is from RefSeq and is a predicted model, not a curated record. The transcript is spliced from 6 exons. Gene Ontology annotation, molecular function: protein binding. Lineage: Eukaryota; Metazoa; Chordata; Aves; Strigiformes; Tytonidae. Bases 1 to 1023 code for a protein of 340 amino acids.
AUGGCUCAUGCUCGCAUCUCAGCCAACCUUCCCCCUGAUAUAGAUCCCACAAAAGCUCCUAUUGCAUUUGGAAGGAGGGCCCUUCCUAAACUGCAGGAGGAGUUACAUUCUCCUGAGCUGCUGACUCAGCAGCGGGCAUUGAUGGCGCUCUCUGAUCUGGUCCAUGACCCAGAAAAUGUCUACCAGGCAAUAGAAAUAGGAUUCUUGGGUAACCUGAAGUCUUUGCUCCCUCAUCAUGACAGUACUGUCCGACAAAAAACAACCCAGAUCCUCCAUAUAAUGGCUAUGCAUAAUGUUGGCAGGCAAGGGUUGAUACAAAAUGGAGUGAUUUCUGCCCUCACUGAGCUCUUGGAUGAUCCAGUAGAAAUCUGUCGGAAGAACACACAUCAGAUUUUUGAAAUGAUGGCAAAAUUACGUGAAGGGGCUGUUGACAUACUGCAUGCGGGUUUGAUUCCCUUACUUGUAUUCAAAUUGAAGACUGAGUCAGAUGAAAUCCAGGAGCUAAUCCUUGAUACACUCUCCAACUCUCUGCGUGUGGAUGCUUCUGAAGCUCUAGCAAUUGGUGCCGUUACUAUGCUGAAGGAAAAGCUCACACACUCAUCAGUGGCCAUCAGAAGCAAAGCAGCUUGGGUUCUGUUAGAAAUUGGUGCUCAUCCAGAGGGAAAAAUCGUGGUAUGUGAAGAAGUUAUUCCUGUGCUGGUGAGCCUCUUGAAAGAUACAGAUCCUGAAGUCCAAGCUAGUGCUACAGGAGCACUGAUGUUUGCUACUGUUAAACCUCAGGGGAGAUUCUCAGCCCUAGCUGCUGAAGCCAUUCCACCUUUACUGAAGUUGGUUGCUGAGGAAACCAGCAAAGCCCGUCUGAGUGCAAUCAAAACCCUCACCAUGCUGGCUGAGCUACCAGAGGGCCGCAAGACACUCCUAGAUCAUACAGAUACAUUUCAGCAGUGUCUGAAUGAUCCCUGUGAGGCCGUGAAAAGAGCUGCCGAAAUUGCCAUCAGUGUCAUCAAAUGGAAACCUUUCUGA